CACAAAACUGAGACAGUCGCGACGGCGCGCUCGUUUCAAGCAGACGUUAACGAUUUGGUUCUUAUCCAGCGACCCCCGCUCUGAGUGCGUGUUGUGCUUGUGUUUGUGCCCUGUGCUACUGCCACUACUGUUCUCGUUCUCUCAGCCGUUCUGAUUCUGAUUUUGGUUGUGUGGCUUUUGGUGUGGCCUACCACUCUUACCACUCUUCCGCUGCCGCAGCUCCGACUUUUUUUUCGUGUGUUCUUUGGUGUUUAUGCCGCACGUAUCUCGGUGGAUCUGACCCCAGAGGAAGCAGCAGAUCAGCGAGCAGCCUGCAGGAUCCCCCAGAAUCGAAAGCAGCGAACUGCGAUUGCAGCACACAGUAGAAGCCACGAAGGGUGAACUCGACUAAGCCAACCAGUCAGGAAGAAAGCAAUUCGAAUCCGUCAGAAAGAAAAGACAGGAAGCAGCAAGAUGUCUCCGAAAGCGCUAAAUGUGCGCGUCACGACAAUGGACGCGGAGCUGGAGUUCGCCAUCCAGUCGACGACGACGGGCAAGCAACUGUUCGACCAGGUGGUGAAGACGAUCGGCCUCCGGGAGGUGUGGUUCUUCGGGCUCCAGUACACCGACUCCAAGGGCGACUCCACAUGGAUCAAGCUGUACAAAAAGCCCGAAUCGCCGGCCAUAAAGACCAUUAAGUAUUUGAAGCGCGUCAAGAAGUACGUGGACAAGAGGACGGCCGACAGCAACGGGAUGAGCCAGGCGGAGACCAGCGAGGAGGACGACGACGCCGACGAUAUGACUGGAUCAAUGCCGUUUUCGACUUGGGUGAUGAACCAGGACGUGAAGAAGGAGAACCCCUUGCAGUUCAGAUUCCGCGCCAAGUUCUACCCAGAGGACGUGGCCGAGGAGCUGAUCCAGGACAUCACACUGCGCCUGUUCUACCUGCAGGUGAAGAAUGCCAUACUGACCGACGAGAUCUACUGUCCGCCAGAGACGUCCGUGCUGCUCGCCUCCUACGCCGUGCAGGCGCGCCACGGGGACCACAACAAGACCACCCACACAGCCGGAUUCCUGGCCAACGACCGCCUGCUGCCGCAGCGCGUCAUCGACCAGCACAAGAUGUCCAAGGACGAGUGGGAACAGUCGAUCAUGACCUGGUGGCAGGAGCACCGCAGCAUGCUGCGCGAGGACGCCAUGAUGGAGUAUCUGAAGAUCGCCCAGGAUCUGGAGAUGUACGGCGUCAACUACUUCGAGAUCCGCAACAAGAAGGGCACCGACCUCUGGCUGGGUGUCGAUGCCCUCGGCCUGAACAUCUACGAGCAGGACGACCGUCUGACGCCCAAGAUCGGCUUCCCGUGGUCCGAGAUCCGCAACAUCUCCUUCUCGGAGAAGAAGUUCAUCAUCAAGCCGAUCGACAAGAAGGCGCCGGACUUUAUGUUCUUCGCCCCUCGCGUCCGCAUCAACAAGCGCAUCCUGGCCCUCUGCAUGGGCAACCACGAGCUCUACAUGCGCCGUCGCAAGCCGGACACCAUCGAUGUCCAGCAGAUGAAGGCGCAGGCGCGCGAGGAAAAGAACGCCAAGCAGCAGGAGCGUGAGAAGCUCCAGCUGGCACUGGCUGCCCGCGAACGCGCCGAAAAGAAGCAACAGGAGUACGAGGACCGCCUGAAGCAGAUGCAGGAGGAGAUGGAGCGUUCGCAGCGUGACCUACUCGAGGCCCAGGAAAUGAUCCGGCGGCUGGAGGAGCAGCUCAAGCAGCUGCAGGCCGCCAAGGACGAGCUCGAGCUGCGCCAGAAGGAGCUGCAGUCGAUGCUGCAGCGCCUCGAGGAGGCCAAGAACAUGGAGGCCGUCGAGAAGGCCAAGCUCGAGGAGGAGAUCAUGGCCAAGCAGAUGGAGGUGCAGCGCAUCCAGGACGAGGUCAACGCCAAGGACGAGGAGACCAAGCGGCUGCAGGACGAGGUGGAGGAGGCCCGUCGCAAGCAGGUCAGUGCGGCCGAGGCCGCCGCCGCUCUGCUGGCAGCGUCGACAACGCCGCAGCACCACCACGUGGCAGAGGACGAGAACGAGAACGAGGAGGAGCUGACGAACGGCGACGCCGGCGGCGACGUCUCCCGCGACCUGGACACAGACGAACAUAUCAAGGACCCCAUCGAGGACAGGCGCACGCUGGCCGAGCGCAACGAGCGCUUGCACGACCAGCUGAAGGCCCUGAAACAGGAUCUGGCGCAGUCGCGCGACGAGACGAAAGAGACGGCAAACGACAAGAUCCAUCGCGAGAACGUCCGCCAGGGUCGUGACAAGUACAAGACGCUCCGUGAGAUCCGCAAGGGCAACACAAAGCGUCGCGUGGACCAGUUCGAGAACAUGUAAGGCUCCUCCGGCUUCGGCUCCGGCUCCGGCUCCGGCUCCAACUCCGGCUGCCGCAGCUCCAGCCCAGUGCUGGAGAAGAGGGAGACAGAGGAGCUGAGGCUCCUCGAAAUGAAAGAGAAAGAUAUAACUACAAAUCAAGAUAAUAUAAAAGAGAUGGUGAAGAAGAAGCAACAAACAUAAUUCCGGUCGCAGCGACCUCCAACACUGCAACUAUAUCCCCCCCGGCCACACCCCGUCCCCUCUCGGAGAGGACCCUUCCUGCUAAGUUGAAAAAGCGAAAAUAUUAAGGAUAAUUAUUGUUUGACCGCCGUUUUUGUCAAGUAAAAAGAGAGAGAGAUAGAGAGAGAGCGCUCGAGAAGGAGGAGGAGAGAGCUUGUAUAGAGAAAUCGAGAAGAAUCAGCCAGAUAUACUUUACCUAACACCCCCACGCCCACACGCAUAUUAUAUAUAUAUUGUAUAACCGACAAACACGGCCAGGACGACCAGAAGCAGAAUCAAAUAAGGACAAUCGGAGAGCCAGAAACGAAAACACCAUUUUUCCCCCAAAAAUAGAAAAUCUACACAUUUCUCCUUUUCCCAAUGGAUUCAUAGAGAAAACGGACCGAAUAGUAAUGGAAAUCAAAACAACAAUAACAAUAACAACAACAGAAACAGCAACAAACAACAGUCUACUACAACAAAUAACAAAAAAAAAAACAGAAAACUAUUUGCAUUUUUCCCCCGUUAUAAUUAUUAUUUUUAUUAUUAUAUAAUUACUAUUUUUUUUUAAACUUGUAUAAUUAAAUAAGAACUUGAUUAAUUGUUUCUUAAAUUAACUUGAGAGAGAGCAACAAACAAAAAUGAGAAGAAAUAUAUAAAGUAUUUUUCUCCCUUUAA
This is a messenger RNA of Drosophila ananassae, 3225 nucleotides long. RefSeq names its product moesin/ezrin/radixin homolog 1 (gene Moe). Gene Ontology annotation, cellular component: cytoskeleton; microvillus; filopodium. Gene Ontology annotation, molecular function: cell adhesion molecule binding; actin binding. The transcript is spliced from 9 exons. Gene Ontology annotation, biological process: positive regulation of early endosome to late endosome transport; positive regulation of protein localization to early endosome; regulation of organelle assembly. Lineage: Eukaryota; Metazoa; Arthropoda; Insecta; Diptera; Drosophilidae. The coding region runs from base 454 to 2349 and encodes 631 amino acids. The record is from RefSeq and is a predicted model, not a curated record.